This is a messenger RNA of Drosophila innubila, 1980 nucleotides long. RefSeq names its product glycogen synthase kinase-3. Bases 269 to 1906 code for a protein of 545 amino acids. The record is from RefSeq and is a predicted model, not a curated record. Gene Ontology annotation, molecular function: protein kinase activity; ATP binding. Gene Ontology annotation, cellular component: cytoplasm. NCBI's taxonomy places the organism in Eukaryota, Metazoa, Arthropoda, Insecta, Diptera, Drosophilidae. The transcript has a single exon. Gene Ontology annotation, biological process: protein phosphorylation.
AGGGUAGGUAUUGCCCGAAAGCGUAGUGAAGUAAUCAAAAGUAAAAUAGCCUCGUUGAAAUUAAAAAAAAUAUAUAUUGAAAAACACUUGGCAGUACACUUAUGUCUUCAGAGGUUCAUACGUUAGUCUUACCUAAUACAUUAGGUCCACAUUAUUUGUCUUUUUUAUAAAAACAAUCCAAGAAAACAUAUAAAAAAAAAGGAGAAAAAGCUAGAAAAAGCGUAAAAAAUCAUUUAAUUAAUAAGGAAAAUCGCAUAAAUCAUUAACAAUGGCUAGCAAGAGCGCCAAUUCGAGUAACAAGAUAAUCACCGUGGUGGCAACUGUUGGCUUCGGUCCGGAUACGAUGACAGAGAUCAGUUAUACGGACACCAAGGUCAUCGGCAAUGGCAGCUUUGGUGUUGUCUUUCAGGCCAAACUGUUGCCCAGCAACGAGCUAAUUGCCAUCAAGAAGGUAUUACAGGAUCGACGAUUCAAGAAUCGGGAGCUGCAGAUAAUGAGAAAACUGAAGCAUCAGAAUAUCAUCGGUCUGAGGUAUUUCUUUUACUCCAGCGGCGAUAAGCGUGACGAAGUGUUUCUCAACCUGGUCAUGGACUUUAUGCCCGAAACCCUCUAUAAGGUGGAGAGACAAUUUGCACGGGCCAAGCAGACACUACCCGUCAACUAUAUCAGAUUGUACAUGUAUCAGAUGUUCCGGAGUUUGGCGUAUAUGCACAGCUUUGGCUUCUGUCAUCGCGAUAUUAAGCCACAGAAUAUGCUGCUGGAUUCGGAGACGGGUGUGUUCAAGUUGUGCGACUUUGGCAGUGCCAAGCAAUUGAUUGUGGGCGAGACAAAUGUGUCGUAUAUCUGUUCCAGAUACUAUCGAUCACCAGAGCUGAUCUUUGGAGCCACUCAGUACACAACCAAAAUUGAUAUGUGGAGUGCUGGCUGCGUUUUGGCCGAGUUAUUGCUUGGACAACUGAUCUUUCCCGGCGACUCGGGUGUCGAUCAAAUAGUCGAGAUUGUUAAGGUGAUGGGAACGCCGACUCCCGAGCAGCUGCACGACAUGAAUCCCAACUACAAACAGCUGCAGUUGCCCCAACUGAAGCCCCAUCCCUGGGCGAAAGUAUUUCGCAUUAAAACUCCGCCGGAAGCGAUCGAUUUGGUCUCCAAACUGCUCAUCUAUUCUCCCAACGAGCGCAUCUCGCCGCUUAUGGCCUGUGCACAUCCCUUCUUCGAUGAGCUGCGAAAUGAUCCCAAUCAAACGAUGCCAAGUGGACGCCCCCUGCCACCCUUGUUCGACUUCUCGGACUAUGAGAAAAACAUUGAGCCGAAACUAAUGUCGGCUCUGAUUCCCAGCGAGUCCAUGGAGAACAUGUUUCCGGCAAGUGGAAGUAGCCAGCGAAAUGCCGCUGGCGAAGAUGCCACACUCGGUGUGCUGCCCCUUCGACAGCAGGGGAAACAAGCGGCAGGAGUACGCAAGGACCUGGAGACAGGACGCAGUGAAAAGGCAGCUGUCAGUCAGUUCACUUGUGUGCCGAGACGUGAGCUGGGGAAUGGGGAUCAUGUGGAGGCGGAAGGCUUUGAAGUCGAGCACUCAACACCAGAGACGGAGGAUGACGAGGAUGAUACCACAGAGGAUGCUCCCGAUGAUGAUGAUGAUCCUCAUUUGGAGGUACACAACAACAACAGUGCGGACAGUCCCUUAUCCAGCGAUGAACUUGAUGAUCAGCAGUCGGAUCAGUUGGACGACGAUAACCGAGCAGCUGCAGACGAUGACGAUGACGAUGACGAUGACAAUAACGACGACGACGAUAACGAUAACGAUGACAUUGAUGAUGCAGAUGACGCUGACAAUAAUGAUGAUGAUGCUGAUGACGACGACGACGACAACGUUUAUGAUGAUGAUCAAGUUAAUCAAGUGCGCUAAGUAUUGUUUUUGUUAGCAUAACAUACAUACAUAUAUAUGUGUAUAUACAUAUUUUCCUCAACUCAACAAUUAAU